Molecule: messenger RNA, 594 nt
Organism: Helobdella robusta
Lineage: Eukaryota; Metazoa; Annelida; Clitellata; Rhynchobdellida; Glossiphoniidae
Exons: 4
Coding region: 1-594 (197 amino acids)
Biological process (GO): cell migration; substrate adhesion-dependent cell spreading; basement membrane assembly
Cellular component (GO): laminin trimer
Source: RefSeq, a predicted model, not a curated record
AUGGGAAUAUGUUCCGGUUGCAUGUACAACAGCACCGGGAAGCAAUGCGAACUUUGUAUAGCUGGAUACUACGUUAAUCCCAAUGGGAAUAUUACCACCAUGACAUGUAGUUGCAGUCCUGUCGGUUCUAUGAUGAUCAGCACACCGUGCAACGCCUCGACUGGUCAGUGCGUCUGCAAACAAAAUGUCAAAGGUCAACAUUGUGAUACCUGUGUAGAUGGAUUUGUAGCCCUCGAUGCGUCUAAACCCGAUGGCUGCUCAAGCUGUUCAUGCGAUCCGAUCGGCAGCUAUAACAACUCCUGCCAGCAACGCGGCGGCCAGUGCUUCUGCAAACCAAACACAUUGCUAAGAAACUGCAGCCAGUGCAAGGUCAACAGUUAUGGGUUCGGGAUCAACGGCUGUACAGAAUGUGGUUGCCAUCCGAACGGCUCGGCAAGCAUGCAGUGUGCCGAGGGUGGCAACUGCACCUGCAGACCAAACGUCAUCGGUGGCAAGUGCAGCCAGUGCAUUGAUAAGAAUUAUGGUCUGGCUUCUGGUUUGUUUAUUUACUUGAACUUUUAUUUUAUUUGUUGCAUUUUUACCUUUAAUUUCUAA